Messenger RNA from Sorex araneus (European shrew), 3550 nucleotides. It is a transcript of the gene RPP30, whose product is annotated as ribonuclease P/MRP subunit p30. Gene Ontology annotation, cellular component: nucleolar ribonuclease P complex. The record is from RefSeq and is a predicted model, not a curated record. The coding region runs from base 17 to 823 and encodes 268 amino acids. Gene Ontology annotation, molecular function: RNA binding. The transcript has 11 exons. Gene Ontology annotation, biological process: tRNA processing. NCBI's taxonomy places the organism in Eukaryota, Metazoa, Chordata, Mammalia, Eulipotyphla, Soricidae.
GUCAUGUGACUUCAGCAUGGCGGUGUUUGCAGACUUGGACCUGCGAGUGAGCUCCGACCUGAAAGCGCUUCGCGGGCUGGUGGAGAACGCGGCUCACCUUGGCUAUUCGGUUGUUGCCAUCAAUCAUGUUGUUGAAUUUAAGGAAAAGAAACAGGAAAUUGAGAAACCAGUAGCUGUUUCUGAACUCUUCACAACGUUGCCAGUUGUACAGGGAAAAUCAAGACCAAUUAAAAUUUUAACCAGAUUGACAAUUAUUGUUUCGGAUCCAUCUCACUGUAAUGUUUUGAGAGCAACUUCUUCAAGAGUCCGGCUGUAUGAUAUUGUUGCAGUCUUUCCAAAGACAGAGAAACUUUUUCAUGUUGCUUGUACACACUUAGAUGUGGAUUUAGUCUGCAUAACUGUAACAGAGAAACUACCAUUUUACUUCAAAAGACCCCCUGUUAAUGUGGCAAUUGACCGAGGUGUGGGCUUUGAACUUGUCUACAGCCCUGCCAUCAAAGACUCCACAAUGAGAAGGUACACAAUUUCCAAUGCCCUCAAUUUGAUGCAGGUCUGCAAAGGAAAGAAUAUAAUUAUAUCUAGUGCUGCAGAAAAACCUUUAGAAAUAAGAGGCCCGUACGAUGUGGCAAACUUAGGGUUGCUGUUCGGGCUUUCUGAAAGUGAUGCCAAGGCUGCAGUGUCCACCAAUUGCCGAGCUGCCAUUCUGCACGGAGAAACUAGAAAAACUGCUUUUGGAAUCAUUUCCACAGUGAAGAAGCCUCGGUCAUCAGAUGGAGAUGAGGAUUCUCUUCCUGUCUGCAAAAAAGCCAAGUGUGAGGGCUGACAAGACCUUCCUGCCCAGCCUUCAUCCUCACUCCAUUCUUCCUUUUUUACUCCAUUAUCCAUAGACAUUACACUUUGUCAGAUUUACUGUUUUUGCUUGGAACUUAAAAACAGUAGUCUAUAAAAAAAUUUUAUAUUAAGAACCAUUAAAAUAACAAAUUUUAUAUUAAGAACCAUUAAAAUAACAAAUUUUAUAUUAAGAGCCAUUAAAAUAACAAAUAACAAAAACGCUUCACUGGACUCAGUGAAGCGUUUAAAAAACAAUACUGUACUAGUUGGAUGUCAAUAUACUUUUAAAAGAAAAACAGAGUCAAGUUUCUUUUUUUGUGGCAUAAAUAAUAAAACAGCAGUUGUAACUGAAUCUAUUUCAGUAUUUCAGGAGACUAAAAUGUUCCUUUAAUGUUAAAAUGACAAGGUACUUCCAUAAAAAAAUUAAGUAGGAGAAAGGAAUCAAUAAAAAUAAUAAAUCAUGAGCUAUAUGAUUAAAGGGCUCUGCCAGGUUUUCCAGCGCAAACCACCACCACCAGGAACAGUAGCUGCCAAGCGUAAAAUCAGCUCCAUCUUCCUGCUUAUAUGCACUCUGUGCCUCCUCCUGCAAACUCCUCAGAAGAACAUUUAACAUAAUAAUACCCAGCUAGAGGGCCAGAACUGAGACUUGACAGCUACAUGAUUGGAACAACUCCUGAUACGUAGCAUAGCAGACACUGUACAAAUAUUUACUAAUUGUAUUUCCCGUUGCUCAUUGAUUUGUUUGAGCGGGCACCAGUAACGCCUCUCAUUGAGAGACUUAUUUUUACUGUUUUUGGCAUAUCCGGUAUGCACGGGUAGCUUGCCAGGCUCUGCUGCUCGGGCUCGAUACUCUCGGUAGCUUGCCAGGCUCUCCGAGAGGGGCAGAGGAAUCGAACAUGGCUGGGCUGCAUGAAAGGCGAAUGCCCAACUGCUGUGCUAUCGCUCCAGCCCACUAAUUGUAUUAAAUAGUUUAUAUGUUAAAAUUAUAAAAAUUUUAAGAAGUUUCUUAUUUAAAGAUGUGUGCAUUUCUGCCAUUCUUGAUUGAUAGACAUAGCUUUAGUUACUUGAAAACUACUCAAAGAUAAUAUAUUAAGAAUAUAUAAUAUAUAUUAAGAAUAAUAUAUUAAGAAUAUAAUUGAUUUUCUUGGUCUUUAGAUUUUAGUCCAUCUCUUUUUUUUAUUUACACCUCUCAUUAUAUAUUUGUCUAGUCAAAGUUUGUAAAAGGAAUUGUAAAAUCUGUGGAAACAAAAGGAAAGUUCAGGGGAAAUUACAGUUGGCUUCUUCUUGGCUUGCGCUCUCCUCCAUAAUGUCCUUCAGUAGGAUUCCCUCUGUUCAGCCCCCCCCCCCCCCCCGGGAACCUAAAUUGAUUUUCCUAAUUGCUAUGGUAAAAAUUCCAAAGCAUUGGAAGCAGUCACCUUUGGAAAUAAUUUUUUUAGUAGGGUAAUUAUAUUAAAUAAAAGAAUCCCCCCUGUUUUUCCUCAUUGUUUUUGUGGUGUGGAAGCAGUGCCCAGGCUGGGCCAUGUGAGUGAUCGAGGGACCUGCCAUGGUGAUCUGGGCUAGGAAAGGGGUCCCUGGGAUGGAAAGAAUAACAGAUUACAGAGCUACUAGGGAGUGUCCUUGGAAAAGGAGAUUGGUGGGACCUGAGAGAUAGCUAAACCUGCAGAGCUUAUGCCUAGCGUGUGCUCUGCAGGGCCCUGAGUUUGAUCUUGGCACUGCAUGCCCCCUGAGUACUUCUGCAUUACAGAAGGCAGCCCUGGUGACCCCCAACUACUGCAGCAAAAAGAUAAGGGAGGAAGAGAGAGAAGGACAAGGAGACGAUAUGGUGGUUGAAAGGGUGAGGGGAAAAGAAACGUCUAGAACUACUUCCAGGCAUCACUAUAGUUACAAAAAAAAAAAAAAAAACCUCUCUGAGAAAGAGCAUAAGAGAUGAAUUUUGGGUGAAGAACUGAGAUAGCUCAGAAGACAGAACUUAAAAAGGUGAACAAACACCAUUCACAGAAUCUUGGGAUUUUUGCCUGGAGUGUUUCUUUUCCAUUGGUAGAGCUAAGAGUCAGUCUUGUUCUAAUGAAACUUAUUUCAUGUCUCUCCUGGUCUCUACCUCUUUACUAGGGCAGGUGUUGAUAUGUGGCGACACAAAUGUGUUUAUAUUCCUGAUUCUUCUCCCCCUAACUCCUCUCCUCUUUUAUGGGAGGGGGUUUUGUGGAUAUAGAAUUUUAUCAUAUUAUAACACAUCCAAGUUUUGCCAUGGGAGACAUCAGUUCUGUAAAAAAGAAAUGUCUGUUAUAAGUGUUUCACUUGAAAGUCAUUUGAUUGCUGAACUAUUAAGUUUAAAGAGCUGAUGAGUUAGAGCCAGAUCUUUAAAAUGGAGAGAAGCCAGAGCAAUAGUAUAGCAGGUAGGGUGUUUGCCUUGUAUGCGGCUGACCCAAGUGUAAUCCCUCGCACCACAUCUGGUCCCCUGAGCGCUGCCAGAUGCUGCCCCAAAACUAAAAAUAAAGACAAUAGAGGGGUGGCAAGAGGGAACUGUGGGGAAGGGAGAUAACAGAGAAUUAAAUUCCUGUUGUCCAUUGGAAGUACUUGGUCUGUCAUUUUACAUUACCUGAAAAUUUUUUGUAAAAAGCCUCUCUCUGCCACACAAUAUGCCUCCUGGAGUUUUAGAUUCUCAGAGCGCUUUAUUUUUCUUUCAUUGUGCUUAACAUAGAAAUUAGUGUAUUAGUGUGUA